Rhizoctonia solani is the source of this 441-nucleotide messenger RNA. RefSeq lists its product as uncharacterized. The record is from RefSeq and is a predicted model, not a curated record. The transcript has 4 exons. Lineage: Eukaryota; Fungi; Basidiomycota; Agaricomycetes; Cantharellales; Ceratobasidiaceae. The coding region runs from base 1 to 441 and encodes 146 amino acids.
AUGAAAUUCGUCAGCUUUGGUGCUGUGCUUGGGCUUGCAUCUCUUGCAUCAGGUUGCACCAUCCCCGCAGACUGGAACAGAUCUGUUGCCACGACGAUCCGUAACGUUGCGAAGAGCCGCAAUGCAAGUCAAAGGUUGAUGCUCGCACUUUUUGAAACCGGAUGGGUGGAAUCUCAUGUUAACAAUUUGAACUGUGGUGAUCGCGACAGUCUUGGAGUUUUCCAACAACGUCCCUCACAAGGGUGGUGCACACCUUCGUCCCUUUGCUUAGACGUUACGCACGCAACAAAUGCAUUCAUCGAUAAGGCUGUAAGGGUUGCGACUUCAAGCAUGACUCCUGGUCAAUUAGCACAGGCUGUCCAGGUCUCUGCCUACCCAGACCGUUACGACGCAGCAGAAUCCAAAGCAAGGAGCAUCAUUUCUGCACUGGGAGGUUUCUGA